AAAAGGGGGGGCAUGAAGGCAGGACAAGACAGGGACUAUUCCUAUCACAUAUGGACACUAGGGAGAGAUGUAUCAGUGUGUUUCCAUGGAGACAGUAGGCUCCGGAAGUGCAGAGUGCGGCUACGUAUUGUCUCCGGCCGCUCUUCCUGCCCGCAAUACUUGGUUCCACAUGGUGUUUCGGGGCCUGCAUUCCCGCACGCUGCAGUUGCUUUCCCUGUACUGUGUGAGCGCCCGCGCUGCCGCCUCCUCCUCGGCUCUCUUGAUGCCUGAAGACCCAAAGCGCCCACGGAGGGAGGAGCGACUCAUGGCGCCCAAAAUCGGAACUCACAACGGGACUUUCCAUUGCGACGAGGCGCUGGCGUGCUACCUGCUGAAGACGCUGGAGCCUUACAGGGUGGGGGAUCUCAGGGCAGCCUUCACAGCCUGGGCUGGGGGGCCAGGUCAUGGGGAGCCACCUGCUGUGGCCUACAGCACCAUGAGGCCUUGGAGUGCAUCAUGGGAAGUGUAGUUGCAGUCCCAAAGGUUACAUGUGGCUGGGAAAUAGGCCAUGAUUCUCCAUUCACUGCUUGACAGGGCGUUGCUCAGUAGCUCUGGGCUAAAAUUAUGAGCAUCUAUGGGCGCAGCCAUUGUACUAAGCUCUGUCCUGGCACAAGCAUGGCAUGGUUAGGACCUUAUGAGAGGGCUUUAUGGUGUCUUUUGUUGAAUGCAUGUUAUUGGUGGGGGGUUCCCUAUUCAGAAUAACUGCGUUCUGAAAUGGAACUGCAGCAGCAUAUGUUUGAAUCUUCCAUAGUUUAUAUACAGGUAAAGUGUGCAUACAUUAUGUCAGAUAAAUACAGUGUGAUUGUUGUAAAGGUAGUGCAGUAGUGAUGCUGAGCUGUUAAUUAGUUUUUGUAUCAUUAUUAUAAAAUUAAAUGUAUUAUUUAUGUAAGAACUAAAAACCAGCUUGUGUAUUUUGGAUCUAAAUAAUUCUCCUGGCCAAGUUGUCAGAUAUUGGUUUUCAGUUCUCUUUGCUGCUUAUCAAAUAAACCUGCACUUGCUUCUUCUUUUUACAUUUUGUGAGGUGUGUGUGUGUUCCAAUGGUGCUUUAUGAUAAACUAUCUUCGCUUUCACAUUUAUUAGAAUGCAGAGAUUGUGAGGACCCGGGAUCCUCAGCUUUUGGCCCAGUGUGAUGUUGUAGUGGAUGUGGGUGGCGAGUAUGACCCAGGCCGCCAUCGCUAUGACCACCAUCAGAGGUUAGUUUUGCUCCUGAUCUUCAUCACAAAAUGUAAAUUUCACGCCCGCAAUUAGAAUAUAUUUCCAGCUUUAGAAAACACCAUAUAGUGAAUUUGUUGGGCUUUUACUUGCGUUUAUCCAGAGAUCUAUACGGUAGAUAACGGGGAAAUCCGAUUUAUAUUAUAAGCUGCACCACUGAGAUUUCAGAAAUCAAGAACAAUCCAAUCCAAAUAGAACGCUUUACUGUAGCAUUUAAAAGUUAGACACAGAGACCAGUAUGAAGUACGAUUUGAUCCACCACUACAUAAGGUGUCUGACUUUCAUAUGCUAUAAUAAAGCUGGUAAAGUUUUCUAUUUGGACUGAAUUGUUUUUGAUUGCAGAGUUCUCCAUGGUGUAGCUUGUGAUCAAAUUAAUUUUGCCUCUUGCUCUGUUUAGUCGUCUUUCAAAUGUAUUUUUUUUUUUUUCUCAUUUUAAAAUUCUACAGAUCAUUCUCAGAAAGCAUGCACAGCUUGUGCCCUGACAAGCCAUGGGUCACUAAAAUGAGCAGUGCUGGUCUUGUCUAUGCACACUUUGGAUCUCAGAUAAUUGCUACCCUGUUAAAUACAGAAGAGGAUGACCCCAUUAUCCCUGUAUUGUAUGACAAAGUAAGUAGCGUUCGGCUCCAAAACUAAUGGAAUAAUAAUGCAUAAACGUAACUGCUUUAUUUCACAUAUCAAAUGAACUAAUGCAAUCUAAAAACCUUUAUUUUGCAUAUUAAUCAUUUCCUGAAUAAUAUUUUAAAGGAAUGUUCUAAGCACCAUGGUCACUACAUCAUACUGCUGCUGCUGCUGUUGUUAUGGUGCCCUGGUGACCCCAAUGUAAGUAGUCAAUUUGUUAAGUAAUGGUUUGAUUUCUUAACUGGGAUCUGCUGAGCCAUCUCUCUGCCUUCUUUCAGCAGCAUGUAAGGCCUGCACUGUAUGGCUUGGGGUAAGAGCUAAUGGAGGUUCCCAGCAGGAGCUUCCACCUGAGAGGAGACAGGGGAGAGCACCAAUUAGGCCCCAUGUGAGAAGUCAAACCUUUACUCAUUGGUUUCACUACUUCUGUGGGGAAAUCAGGGCACAUCUGGCACUAUAACCAUUACAGUGCGCUUAAGUGGUUAUGGUGCUUGAAGUGUUCCUUUAAUGAUGGCAAAGUAAGUGGUGUUAUAACAUCAUCAAUUUGGCACUUUCUCAUCCUAUCCUUCUGUGGUUAGCCCUAUCCUUUUCAUUAAGGUAACAACAUGUGUUGAUUGUCUAGUGUCAGAUCCAGAUAUCACGUGUCACAAAUCAUUCCUGCAUAGAUCCAUCAUAUUCUGCCAAUUCCAGUAAGUAAAGGGUUUGACAUUCCUAAAUAACUGCAACCUUUCAUGAGACAUAAAUACUGGCAAUCACGUGUCACCAGAAGUGAACUUUUUUGUUUCAUUCAAUAUCUCAUCGUCACUCAGAACAUGCAAAUGUUCUUAGUCCUGUAAUUCUGAAUCCUCCCAUAUACUUUUAUUGUAUUUUCUUGUUUUUGAAUGAAUUCUAAUGGGACAUUUUUUUUUUUUUAAUGCAUUUGUAAGUUUUGUAUUGCUUUAGGUUUAAUAAUGUAUGGGAAUUAAUGAAUUGCCCUCUUGUUAAUCAGAUGUAUGAAAACUUUGUUGAAGAAAUAGAUGCAAUUGAUAAUGGCAUAUCCCAGUGUGAUUGUGAGCAGCGCUACUCCAUAUCGAGCAACCUAAGCGCACGUGUCGGCCAUCUUAACCCACGUUGGAAUGAACCUGACCAAGACACAGAGGUAAUGCCUGAGCUUUUGCCAGCCCUUCUGUAAACAGUCAUGUUUGCUUGGUAUUUUAAAUUUAGUAAUUAAUUCCAAUGUGACAUCAAAUAUUACAGCACGCAGACUUAUAGAUCUAGUCUAUACAUUGUUUUUGAAGCUAGUAUAUUGAUUAUAAGUAUACUUUCCUGAUUGUGAAUGGUCAUCCACAUGGACUAUCAGUAUUAAUUUAGGAGAAAAUAUUUAUAAUUUUUACUAACCAACAUAUGACAUUUAAACAUUAUUUGCUCCAAUUUAUGUCUAGUGCAUCUGCCCUGCAUAUUGACCAUUAUAGGUGGGAUUUGUCUAGGCUUUAUCACACACAUUGCACAAAGCUCUUGGCUCAUAAAACCUUCUUAUUGCAGAGUGGCUUUAGAAGGGCAAUGGAAUUGACUGGUAUAGAAUUUGUUUCCCGGCUGGAUUUUUAUCAUCGAUCCUGGCUGCCAGCUCGUGCUCUUGUGGAGGAAGCAAUCAGGACCAGAUUCCAGGUAGCAACAUGGUGGUGAACUUGAACAUAACAUGUUCCAUAAAGUGGCCUCUUGAUACUGGAAAUUGUAAAAUUGCUGGUGCUAGUUCAACAAUUUAAUCAAAGUCACUGAUGGGCUCACAUUCAAACCACAGGCAGGUGUCCCUACUACUGAUAUGAUUUGUUCUGUUUCUAUUCCAGGUGGAUAAUAGUGGUGAAGUUAUUGUUCUAGCUCAAGGGGGCUGUCCCUGGAAGGAGCAUCUUUUUACGCUGGAGAAGGAGAUGGGUCUGGAGAAACAGAUCAAGUAUGUCCUGUAUCCUGAUCAGAGUGCCCAGUGGAGAAUACAGUGUGUCCCACUAGGCCCCAACACUUUCCAGAAUCGGUUAGUAAACUUGUAUAAUAUCUCAUUAAUUCCAGUUAUUUAGAAGCCUUUUUCUUUUUUAAACCUUUUAUUAAAUAUUGCAUAUGGUUCAUAAAACAGAAAAUCUAGGUAUACUGACCAUAGUUUUUGUUCCAGGAUAGAUCCAUAGCAGCAGCAUAAUAGGGUUAGCCGAGUGGGUGUAGCUAACCCUAUUGUGGUGCUGCCAUAGUUUAACCAUGACUGUAGGAGUGACAUCACCCGAUUAAAAUUCCCAUACUGUUUGAAAGCAGGGGGUGUGCAUUGGCACAUUUUAGCACUAGUGAGUAGAAAUUCACUCCUAGUCCUACCAUGGACCAUCCAGACUUGUGGUGGCAAAUAACUUUUAAGGCUUGGCUAGUAGUGAAGGAGUUUAAAUAGUAACCUUUGAGCCCAAAAGUCCAAGUUUUGAAAGAAUACUAACUGAAACAUUCACCAAUUCUCCGAACCUUGGAAUGUUCAUUAAUUGAGAACUCUACGGGACCCCCUUGGGUAGGCCUGAAUAUUGUGUAGAAGGGUUGGACUUUGAGUAGAAAUAGUAAAGUCAAAGGGACGUUUAAGAGAAAUGUUACUGAAAUGUGAUGAGUAGGAGGGAAUAUGGCAGUAUGGGGUAAGAUCCGCUGUUCUUGCCCCAACCUACAGUAGAGUAUGGUUACUGCAUCUCUCGUGCAGAAGGAACUUGCUGGCAUUUCGGAUCUUGACUUCCUGUACGGGUGGGACCAGUCUGAUAUGCUUCAGAUAUAUUCUCUCUGUAAUGGCACAAGUGAGCAAAAACUGUUUUGAGACCUUAGCGGGGAUGUACUGAAGGGCAAGCUAUCAGGUCUCUCUAAGCUUUUGUCCGUUCUCAUAUUUUCUUAUUUUUUGCUUUAGUGCAUUAACUUGGCUCACCCCAAGUUAAAAGUGUAAUCUAAACAUGGACCCCGUGCUCGCUGUGCCUAGAGGGAUAUCAGCUACACCUCACUAGUCCUGGGGUUGCUGUAUCUCUUGUGCAGAGGGAAUGAACUUGCUGGCAUUUCGAAUCUGGACUGCCUGUACAGUUGGGACCAGUCUAUGUUUCAGAUAUGUUUUCUCUGUAAUGGCACAAGUGAGCAAAAACUAUUUUGAGAUCGGAGUGGGGAUGUACUGAAUGGCAAGCUAUAGAGUCUCUCCAAGCUUUUGUCUGUUCCCAGAGUUCUCAUCCUUUCUACUUUAGGCAUGGGUAGAUAGGAAGAGCCCUAUUAUUGCUGCAUAUGCAUUUAUAUGGAGUUCAAGGUUUCCAGUUUUAUUUAUUUUGACUAGGCUUUGAAGACAGUUGACAAAAUAAUUGCAAGUUUUAUUUAAUGACCCACAUUAUUUUUGUCACUUGUCCACAAUUCCUGAUGAUGUGAUUAACCCCAGUGUAUGAGGAUCUAGUUUAAUCUGAAUGGCCUAUAUUUCCCUUUUAGGCUGUCUCUGCCAGAGGACUGGCGUGGUCUGCGCUCUGAUGACCUCUCCUCUGUCAGUGGGAUUCAAGGGUGUAUCUUCGUCCAUGCCAGUGGGUUCAUCGGUGGAAAUGAGACUCAGGGAGGUGCUCAGGAGAUGGCGCGAAAAGCACUAACAUCCUAGACACGGAUCACUUCUAGCAAUUGAUUUCUGAAGUUUAACCAAGACUUUUCGCAGCUAUGUGACAAAGCACUUCUACUCUGGCAGAUUGUAUUUAUACCAUGUGACAUCAGUAAAUAUUUUUGUAUUCAAUAUAUGUUAGUCAUUUUGUAACUUGACCUGGGAAUGGACCAAACCACGGCAGCUUGGCCAGCUUUAUCAGGCUAAGAUUUUCUCAUCAAAACUGCAUCUUUGUGAUGUGUCUCCCUGGCCGUACCUGUUUUUAGUGACCAGGAAUCUGACUCAACUUGAGGAGAUGUAUGUUAUUCACUGGGUACAUAACUAAGUUUAAAGGCCCACUCCAAGCACAGCAUUAUGCUUAUGGUGCUGGUGCGUUUCCAUAGUAAGCAGACUGUUUUCAAGAACGGUUUGACGACUCAACUAGAGUCUACUGGAUGUCCGUUGCCACUUCUCGUGGACAUUUCUGUUCUGACGCUCACGUCCCCAGUGAUGGAGAUACACUCACCCAGUUGUCAAGCCAUCACUAUUUGGCCCAUGUCAAAUUCACUCAAAUCUUUUUGCUUGCCCAUUUUUCUGCUUCCAACAUAUAAAAAGAAAAAACUGACAGGUGCCAUUUUACGGAUAUCAAUAUUGUUCACUUCACUUGUCAGUGGUUUUAAUGUUGUGGCUGAUCAGUGUAUAUAUCGUAUGGGAUAAGAAUAAUGUCCACAUUUCACAGUGCUGUACUAGUAAAAAGAUAAAGGUACAAUACAUCUGAUACCUUAGUAAAAUUGACAUACAAAUACAGGAGCAGUUGAGGGAUGUUUUCCUGUGGGAACUUACAAUCAAUAUGGAUAGGAGAGGUAACAAAAGUUGUUAAGGUGAGAUGUGUUAAUACACUCGGAUAUGAGGUCAUUUAUUGGUUAUAUAGUGGAAUCCAUUUGUUGAGUGGUAUGCUUCUCUGAACAAGAAUGUCUUUAUGAAGCACUUGGAGGUUUGUCAAACGAGGAAAGUCUGACAGCACGUGUCACAAGAAGUGAAAAUAGAAGAUGCAAGGAGCAGGCCAUUGUUAAAUCUUACUGGAUAGGUUGGAGUAUAUUUGUUUAGUUAGGAAGUUACUGGGGAGUGUGUAGUAAGGGCGUUGUAGGUCAGGUAGGAGAGAAUUUUGAAUAGGAUUCUGCUGUGAAUGGGGAGCCAGUGAAGACUCGGAGGCUGAACCACCUAUGGAGUGCGCUCCUUUAGUAUGGGAAGAUAAAGUGGAGGAAGUCUCUUUAAAGGACCACUAUAGUGCCAGGAAAACACUUGUUUUCCUGGCACUAGAGGGUAUCUAGGGGGGGAGUAAGGGGUUAAAUCUUACCUGUUUCCCCCCACCGGGCUCCCUCGGCACGGAACUCUCCUCCUUUUCGCUGUCAUCGGCUGAAUGCGCGGCAAAGGCCGCGCAUAUUCAGCCAGUCUCAUAGGAAAGCAUUCUCAAUGCUUUCCUAUGGACGCUGGCGUCUUCUCACUGUGAAAAUCAGUGAGAAACGCGGAAGCGCCUCUAGCGGCUGUCAAUGAGAGCCACUAGAGGCUGAAUUAACCCAUAUGUAAACAUAGCAGUUUCUCUUUUUUACCUUUUUAAAGCUUAUUUUAAAACUUUUUUUUAUCGUUAACCCCUAGUUAGCCUAACACCCAAUUCCCCACUAACUUCCACCCAUCCCAGCUAGCAAAAUAUAUAAUUUUUACAUAUUUAAAUUAAUAAAAUAAAAAUCAGAUGACAUUAAAAUGUAUGCCCUGCCAAUUGAUCACUGUAGUUAGUGAUCAAUUGGCAGGGAAGGGGUUAAUUUUAUUAAAGCGGAGGGGGUUAAUUUAAUACACGCACACACGCACACACACACACACGAUCAGCAGCACUGAUCCGUCUCCCUGCACUUCACACAGAACCCGGAAGUGCAGGGAGGCGGAAGGUGAGUAUACUGAGCACAUGUGCAGCCUGUCAGAGCGAGAACUGGUGCUGGGGCAGCCCGAUCGGGUGCUCCUGGUCUGCCUCUAAUACAGAGGCAGACCGGAGCACCGUUAACCCCGCAAUCGUGGCGAUCUGGAGUUAACUUUUAGUAAAUUACGGAAAUUUUCCGUCAACGGUCCUUAACUGAGAAGGACAAAGUUGAUGGAAAAUUUCUGUCUGCAGUCAGGAGGGGUUAAUCAAAAACACAAUUUCCAUGGCUAUCAAUUUUAUGAUUACAGAUAUGGCAACAUUAUGUUCCCACCCUUCUAUAGGGGUUGUGGAGACAGUUAUACAGGCUGGCUAAUUUAAAAAAAACAAAACAAAAGCAUAAUACAAAUAUGAAAAAUUAAGCCCUGUGCUGAAACGCCCACUACUCCUGGGCAUAAUUUAUGUUUGAAUUUGCUUUUGUAUGGCAC
This is a messenger RNA of Pelobates cultripes (western spadefoot toad), 7843 nucleotides long. The record is from the annotation of a GenBank genome assembly. Lineage: Eukaryota; Metazoa; Chordata; Amphibia; Anura; Pelobatidae.